This is a messenger RNA of Dicrocoelium dendriticum, 1575 nucleotides long. NCBI's taxonomy places the organism in Eukaryota, Metazoa, Platyhelminthes, Trematoda, Plagiorchiida, Dicrocoeliidae. The record is from the annotation of a GenBank genome assembly.
CAGGGUGGGCGCUUCAACAUUGGUUUUUGGGCCAUGAAACGAAUAGGUGUACCCUGAAAAGGACGAUAGUUGAAGUAGUUUUGGCUCAGAAAGCCAAUACUGUCUGCAAAUACCUUAAGACCUCAACUUGUGCUGACGUUUGAGCCUAUAAAAUAUGCAUAACCAGUUAAUCGCUGCAGUAGCAUAUGUGAAGGUCGAUAAAGUGAUAAAAGGGAAUGAAAGUACUGACUCGGUGUGCACCGCAUUCCUAGAGGCUUCGAAACGAAUUAAACCAGUACCGUAAUUCUGUCUGACAUAAUGCCACCCACAGGCCAGUGCCGCUACCGCAGGAAACUCCUGGUAUCAAACUAUCAGCUUCUCCGCGUAUAUACUUUUACGAGACAGUUUGACUGUCCAUUCCUGGUUCCUCGGUAUCAACUAUAAUCGAUGGAUGAACCAGUAUGAAUAACUGGGUUCAUUUCACUCCCAAGUUCUGGUCAUAGUAACAGAAUAAGCAAGGUCUGAAACCUCGUUCAGCCGAAUGGACAUAAAUUAAUAGAUGGUACUGGACUCCAUUUGCAUUGGCGAUCCAUUUUCUCCUUCGUGGAGAAACAGUAAACGCUAGCAUACCAGACGCAGGUUCGUAGGAAACACUACAAUUCUCCCGGUGCAAACCGGAGCAGAGUCGUAAUCAACGGGGCUUAAAAUUUGAAAUGCUGGGCAACUACUCAAUCAGAAGGCAGCGAGUGCCCAAGUGAACAUCGUUUCUGCCCACAAUUUUAACUAUCGUAAGAGUGAGUGCCAAGUGAAUGCAACGAAAACCCAGUUGUGUCUAACUACAGCAAUCAAAGAGUAAGCAGCACGAUGUAUAUAUCUAAAGACUAGUCGUAGAAUACUAGUAAUGGGAAGUGUAGCACGACAUAGGUAAAACUAAGCUUCAGUUCUAUGGGAAUGGAGACCGAACGGGGUCACACGCACGUGCGGUUGAGAAGAAAUACGAUGAAAUUCUGACAAAGAGCAUUGUAUGAGUAGCAACACCAGCCUACGCUGGGAAUCUGUGACUGCGCGUGACACACAUGACGGACUGAAAUGAUAAAGAUACAGUCAGUUUCAUAAACACAGCGGGUCUCCGUGACCGCAAUAAUCAUCGACGUAUGAAUUCUGUGGAUAAUCCAACUCCCACCUGGCCAAAAAUGCACUGUCACUGAAAUCGAGACAAUAUACGACUGAAAGUCACUAUGGAAACAUUUGUCAGCCUCGAAACUAUCUUUCUUACAGGUAUUCACUUGAGUAACAAGGUUCACAACGCCAUCAUAUGUCGGUACGCAGACAGCAACGGCCGCAUCAAAUUCGAUGAUUACGUUCUGGUAUUGGCCCGUUUGACUACGGUCAUCGACACCUUGAACCGUAUGGAAAGGGACAACGGAGGCAAAACGAUUACUGAAGCCGAAGAGUUUGUUAGAGCGGCUAUCUACACUUAAAUGGAGAAAAAGGGAAUCGUGAAGUGCACAUGUGCAAGAUGGCCCGAUAGUCAAAACUGCAUUUAUUUUUCUUCGAAUACAUGGAAGACCAUCUUCCAAGUGCUAUAAGUUGGAG